CCUAAUUCCUAAAACAGACUCUCUUUCCCUCCCCUCCCCUUUCCCUCUCCUCUCUUUCUCAAAAACCCAAAAUUUCUCAGUCCCAGUCUCAGAUUCUCUCUUGCCUUUUAUUUUCAGCGAAGAUGCUAACAGGAGACAUACCACCGAACCAAACAAUUUACGUUAAGAACCUCAACGAGAAGGUCAAGAAAGAAGAGUUGAAGAGAUCACUUUAUUGUUUGUUCUCUCAAUACGGGAGGAUUUUGGAUGUUGUUGCUUUGAAGACGGCAAAGCUUCGAGGGCAAGCAUGGGUUGUGUUUAGCGAAGUGACGGCUGCAAGUAAUGCUGUGCGGCAAAUGCAGGGUUUUCCAUUUUAUGAUAAACCUAUGCGAAUCCAAUAUGCAAAAACAAUGUCUGAUUGCAUUACAGAAGCAGAAGGAGUCUAUGAUCCAAAUGCAAAGAAAAAGAAGAAGAACGAAGAAAAAGCUGAAAGAAAAAAACGUGCUGAAGAAUCCCAGCAAUCAGCUCCAGCUAAUGGUAAACCUGCUGAAAGUAACGGGGGCCCAACUUCUUUCCGCCAUGGAAACCAGGGUGCACAAGAAACAGCUCCGCCAAAUAAUAUAUUGUUUAUUCAAAACUUGCCCCAUGAAACCACUAGCAUGAUGUUGCAAGUGCUCUUCCAGCAAUACCCAGGAUUUAGGGAAGUCCGAAUGAUUGAGGCGAAGCCAGGUAUUGCAUUUGUGGAAUUUGAAGAUGAUGUGCAAUCCUCCAUGGCCAUGCAGGCCCUUCAAGGUUUCAAAAUUACUCCCCAGAACCCCAUGGCUGUUACUUAUGCCAAGAAGUAAACCGGCCUUUGUUAUGAAGCAAUUGCCUCUUUCACUUCUUGCCUCAAACGUUAAUCGUGGAUGCGAUGAUUGAAGAGUUUUAUGAAUACUGUAGCAAUGUAGAAUUUUGAAAACUAAUUGUAGAAUUUCACUUCCAAUUUGAUUGAUGUUUUACUA
Messenger RNA from Populus nigra (black poplar), 980 nucleotides. RefSeq names its product U2 small nuclear ribonucleoprotein B'' 2-like. The coding region runs from base 123 to 824 and encodes 233 amino acids. The transcript is spliced from 5 exons. Gene Ontology annotation, molecular function: RNA binding. NCBI's taxonomy places the organism in Eukaryota, Viridiplantae, Streptophyta, Magnoliopsida, Malpighiales, Salicaceae. The record is from RefSeq and is a predicted model, not a curated record.